Molecule: messenger RNA, 2756 nt
Organism: Bactrocera oleae (olive fruit fly)
Lineage: Eukaryota; Metazoa; Arthropoda; Insecta; Diptera; Tephritidae
Product: endoplasmic reticulum metallopeptidase 1
Biological process (GO): proteolysis
Molecular function (GO): metalloexopeptidase activity
Source: RefSeq, a predicted model, not a curated record
CUGCGACAUUGGUGGCAGCAUCAGUUGAGUUGUGACGGUCUACGUGAUUUUUUCGUUCAUGCGAACUGUUUAUAGUUUUGGCAUUUUUUCAAGCACAAGAUCGCACCCGAUGAAGAGAAGGUAGCCACGGAGGAAAUGACUUACCACAAAAAACAAACCUCGAAGGUGCCAUGGUACUUGGCGCCAGCCUUUCUGAUCUUCUGGCUUGUGCUCAUAUUUACUAUUGUUAUACCAGUUUUCUUUUCACUACCCACUGGACUUACCAUUCAAAAUGAAAAUUCCAAUCCUGACAGAUUUAUAGCGGAACGUGCUGAACGUGCACUUAUUAAUUUCGAUAGAAUUGGACCGAAAGUGGUGGGAAGUCAUGCAAAUGAAAACCAUACAGUACAGUUUCUACUGGAUCAAUUGGUAGAUAUAAGAGGUGUUAUGCACACUGAUCUUUUCGAAAUGGAAAUAGAUGUGCAAGUCGUUUCGGGUGCAUAUUUACAUUGGACUAUGGUGAAUAUGUAUCAGGGUGUACAAAAUGUUGUUGUACGUUUCAGGACGAAAGCAAGCACAAGCGAAUCAUAUCUACUGAUUAAUAGUCAUUUCGAUUCGAAACCCGGCAGUCCAGGCAGCGGUGAUGAUGGCGCUAUGGUUGUCAUAAUGCUCGAGACAUUACGCGUACUCGCCACUACGCGUACACCCUUUAAGCAUCCCAUCAUAUUUCUAUUUAAUGGUGCUGAAGAGAAUCCUCUACAGGCUUCACACGGUUUUAUAACGCAACAUAAGUGGGCCAAUAAUUGCAAGGCUGUUAUUAAUUUGGAUUCAGCGGGUAGCGGCAAUCGUGAACUUCUCUUUCAAUCCGGACCAAAUAACCCAUGGUUAAUAGGCAUCUACCGUAAAAGUGUUAAGCGCUCAUACGCAUCAACAUUCGCUGAAGAAAUAUUCCAAGCAGGUAUUAUACCUUCGGACACGGAUUUUAGAAUCUUCCGCGAUUUUGGUAAAUUGCCAGGACUCGACUUAGCGCACUCAUAUAACGGUUAUGUGUAUCAUACGAAAUUUGAUAGCGUCAGCAUUAUACCACUUGGAACACUGCAGACAACAGGCGAUAACAUAUUGGCCAUGGCGCGUACUUUCACCAAUAGCACAGAGUUAAAAGAUCCAUCUCGCCACGCCAAUGGUCGCACAGUUUUCUACGACUUGUUCGGUUAUUUCGUCGUGCAGUAUACCGAAGCGACUGGGAGAACUCUCAAUACCUACGUCGCUGUGGGCGCUGUACUGCUCAUAGGCAUCUCUAUAUACCUGAUGGCAGCUGAUUCUUUCGUUUCCAUCGGCUAUACUUUGCGUUUAUUCUUACUUAUAUUCGUAAUACAUUUGAUUGGUUGGAUUUUGGCUUUCGCAUUGCCGCUACUUAUGGCAACGAUAUUCGAUAGUGGCGAUCGUUCGUUAACAUAUUUUACCACCAAAUGGCUUAUUUUUGGUCUAUACAUCUGUCCUACGCUCUUGGGCUUGAGUGCGCCUACACUGCUAUACUUAAACAUAAGUCGUAAUGAUAAAGUAUCAAAACCGUAUCGUCUGCAAAUAGUCAAUCAUGCACACACAUUGAUCUUGUCUAUACUUUGCAUUCUUUUAACUUAUAUGGGCAUACGCAGUUCGUAUUUCUUAAUGAUUCCACUACUUUUCCACGCCAUAUCCUUGGUGAUUAACAUGGUGACAACACUACACAGACGAGCCUAUUACUGGUCAAUCUUCGUCAUGCUAUGCCAAAUUAUACCCUUCCUUUACUUCACCUAUCUGUUUCAUGCACUAUUGUGCUCUAUGAUGCCAAUAAUGGGUCGAUUCGGUAGCGCAAGUAAUCCAGAUUUAUAUAUUGCACUCGUUACUACUAUGGGUACCAUGCUGUCUAUGGGCUAUUUGAUUCCACUACUCAAUAUUUUCAAUCGUCCAAAGUUAGUGUUCCUUAUUCUGCCGGCGGUUACGCUAGUCAUCGCAUUGCUUGCAAUGACGCAGAUCGGAUUUCCCUAUCGACCAGAAACUAAUGUGCAGCGAGUCAAUUUACAAGAAGUGCGACGUGUAUUCUAUGAAUUCGAUGGCACGGUUAGUCGCAAUGAGUCGGGUUAUCUUUUUGAUUUCCAGGACAGACGGAAACAACUUGCUCUAGCACCAUAUGUUGAUCUGGAAGAUCUGUAUAACAUUAGCGACGAUUGUGAUAAAUAUAUGAUGUGUGGCAUGCCCAUAUUCAACCAUCGCACCGCGAGAUCGCGUCGACAAGCCGCUUGGCUACAACGUGAAGUCCCCCUUCAAUUGCCUGAAGUUCCCCGACUGUCACUUCUUAGUAAAAAUGUCAAUACCACUACAGAGAGUGUACGUUUAGAAUUCGAACUUGAAGGACCUCCACAUAUGAGCAUUUUUGUACAACCACUUGAAAAGGUGACUGUGAGUGAUUGGUCCUUCUUGCCCGAAAUGCUGCUACGCGAGCCACCUUUCCACGUUUACUUCUCAUAUGGCAAAAUUAGUACACCACUCCAAUUUUACAUUGAUUUGAAGAAGGAGAAUAGUGAAUUUGACGAAGAGCUAAUGCAGUUAGGCAUUUCCGGACAUUAUGUUAGCUUUGAGUACGAACGUGAUGCAGAAACAAAGAAGUUCCUUGCAACAUUCCCACCUUAUUCAUAUGUUAUGGAAUGGCCGAGUUCUUAUGAACGUUAUAUAUUUUAAAUAAAGUGUUACAAUAUUUUUAUUGGUUUACACAUUGACGAUAUUAAUAAUAAAGAUUU